Messenger RNA from Coffea eugenioides, 2964 nucleotides. RefSeq lists its product as uncharacterized. Bases 1 to 2964 code for a protein of 987 amino acids. Lineage: Eukaryota; Viridiplantae; Streptophyta; Magnoliopsida; Gentianales; Rubiaceae. The transcript has 2 exons. The record is from RefSeq and is a predicted model, not a curated record.
AUGGCCGAAGGUACAAGAUUCAAGGCUCUGGAGGAACAGAUCAAACGGCAAGAAAACAAACUGCAGGAAUUCAUUGAAGAUUCUCUUCUAAAUAGGAAGCAGACCGAUGAACGAUUGGAGACUAUCACUGCAGAAUUGAAGAUCCUGGUAGCAACUGUGUCGACUCAAUAUGGCAAUCUCAUGCGAACCAUCAAUGGAGAUAAGGGAAUUUUGGGUCCCGGCAGUAACGCAGAGAAGUCUCCAAAUCGAUCGGGUAAUCGGAACGUAAUUUGGUUGGAUGAGCCCCAUCAAGAAUGUGGAGUAAGGAAGAAUUUUCAUGGCCCUUUCCCUAAGGUAGAAUUUCCUCUGUUCAGAGGGGAAAAUCCCCUAGAAUGGCUGAGGAAAUGUAUCAAAUACUUUCAGAUAUAUCAUGUGGCAGAGGAACAAUGGUUCGAUAUGAUAGAAAUGCAUUUAGAGGAUAAGGCAGCUAUAUGGUUUCAAGGGUUCAAGAUGGGUCUAAGUAAGCUUUCUUGGCCUGAGUUUGAAGAAGGACUCAUAAAGAGAUUUGGAGAAGUGGGACAAGAUGAUGCAGUAGAAGAGUUCAGUAAAUUGCAGCAAACCUCCACCGUUUUAGCGUAUCAGGAGAAAUUCGAAGAGCUCAAAGCCAGAGUUUUGAUCAAGACCCCAGGACUAACAGAACCUUUCUUUAUCUCUUGCUUCUUGAGUGGGUUAUCUGAAGAGCUCAAGAUAUCUGUCAAAAUGCACAAGCCUCGAACCUUGUCAGAUGCCUUUGAGAUAGCGAGAAUGCAGGAAAAGGCCUUUGAAGCAUUCACCAAGAAACAGAAGAUGGCUUCCAAGAGCUUCACUCUGCCUUCACCUAGAGUGAAUCAUGCUCUUGAAGGAGCCGAGAGUAGUAAAAGAGGGAGAUCUCCUGUGUUCCAGAAAAUAUCCCCAUCAGAAUUGCAGUACAGAAAGACCAAUCAUCUAUGCUUCAAAUGUGGGGAUAGAUAUGGGCCCGGGCAUGUAUGUAGUAGGAAGGGGAUUCACAUGUUACUCGUUGAUGAUGAAGACAAAGGGAAAUUGGAGGAAUCAAUCUUGACCGAAGGGGAAGUGAUAGAAUAUAGUGGGGCCAGUAGUCAUAAAGAUGUAGAAUUUUCCAUCCAUUCUAUGACUGGUGAACUGCUGCAGGGCACUAUCAAACUGAAGGGGAAAUUUAAUGGGAAACUGCUCUCAAUAUUUUUGGAUGGAGGAAGUUCUCACACUUUUGUUAAAGUUUCAGUGUUCGAGGAAAAUCCUCAAUUAGUAGUACCAAGGAAACCGUUAGCAGUCAAGGUGGCUAAUGGGCAGGUGCUACAGUGUAAUAGCUGGGUUCCACGGAUGACCUGGGAAAUGCAAGGGCAUACAUUCACUCAUGAUGUAUAUGUGCUUGCAAUUGAGCCGUAUGAUAUGGUAUUGGGGGUUGAUUGGAUGAGGGAGCACAGUCCUGUAACCUUUGAUUUCAAGCAUCUGCAAUUCUCCUUUAAUCAGGAAGGGCAGGAAGUGAAGCUACAAGGAGAUUUGAGAGAGACAGACAUCAAACUGAGGAAGGGAGAAACUGUCCAAAAGUUUCUGAGACGGAAGAAGAAAGAAACUCUCCGCAGGCCCUGUGUUCUAGCAGUUGAUACUCCUGAGGUAACAUCUCACACUGAUGACUCCAUAAGUGCACUCCUGGCUGAUUAUACUGAUGUGUUUGGAGAACCUUCCACCUUACCCCCUAUUAGACAGUUAGAUCACAAGAUACCCCUUAAGCCAGAUUCUAAACCUUUCAAGUUGAUUCCUUAUAGAUAUCCCCAUACUCAGAAGAAUGAAAUUGAAAAACAAGUUCAGGAAAUGCUAGUUAAUGGCAUUAUUCAGCCUAGUCAUAGCCCUUUCGCUUCACCUGUCCUGCUAGUUAGAAAAGAAGAUGAAACCUGGAGGUUUUGUAUUGAUUAUAGACAGUUAAAUGAAAUCACCAUUAAGGACAAAUUUUCCAUCCCUAUCAUUGAUGAUCUCUUGGACGAGCUCCAUGGUUCCAAAGUAUUUUCCAAAAUUGAUCUCAGAUCUGGUUAUCACCAGAUCAGAAUGCAUUCCCAUGAUAUACCCAAAACAGCCUUUCGGACUCACACUGGAUUAUAUCAUAAACUUUAUGCCAAACUCUCCAAAUGCACUUUUGGUCAGCCACAGGUUGAGUACUUAGGACACAUCGUCACCGAGGAUAGAGUAGUAACUGAUCCUGCAAAGGUAGAGAGCAUGGUAUCCUGGCCACGACCUGAUUCUGUCAAAGCAUUAAGGGGUUUUCUUGGGUUGACCGGGUAUUAUCGAAGGUUUGUUAAGGGCUAUGGGUUGAUAGCUAAACCUUUGACUGAUUUGUUAAGGAAAGAUUCCUUUGAGUGGAGUACCGAAGCGGAGAACGCUUUUUACCAGUUGAAACGUGCCAUGAGUUCUACCCCUGUAUUAACGUUACCGGACUUUACUAAACCUUUCAUCCUAGAGACUGAUGCCAGCCAAAAAGCUCUAGGAGCUAUGUUGAUGCAACAAGGAAGACCAAUAGCAUAUAUGAGUCAGGUACUAGCAAAUAAAAAUCUUGGGAUGUCAAUAUAUGAGAAGGAGUUGCUGUCCCUAAUUGUUGCAGUGACCAAGUGGAGGCAUUAUUUGAUGGGAGCACAUUUUAUCAUUAAGACGGACCAUGAAAGUCUCAAGUAUCUGCUAGACCAGAGAAUCACUACUCCCUUACAACAAAAAUGGCUCUCUAAACUGAUGGGAAUGGAUUAUGAGAUUCAGUACAGGAGGGGAAGGGACAAUAUUGUUGCUGAUGCCUUGUCAAGAAGGGGUGAAAAUGAGCAAAUUGAAUUGAAUGCAAUAUCAGUAGUGAGGCCUGCAUGGCUUCAGGAAGUUACUCAGAGCUACAAUGGAGAUGCUAAAGCUAAGGAACUGUUGCUAAAUCUGUCCACUAAUGGAGUCUCUUGA